Macrobrachium nipponense is the source of this 3511-nucleotide messenger RNA. RefSeq names its product transmembrane protease serine 11D-like. Gene Ontology annotation, molecular function: serine-type endopeptidase activity. Gene Ontology annotation, biological process: positive regulation of fibroblast growth factor receptor signaling pathway; positive regulation of epidermal growth factor receptor signaling pathway; signal transduction. The transcript is spliced from 12 exons. NCBI's taxonomy places the organism in Eukaryota, Metazoa, Arthropoda, Malacostraca, Decapoda, Palaemonidae. The record is from RefSeq and is a predicted model, not a curated record. The coding region runs from base 308 to 1906 and encodes 532 amino acids.
AAACUUCACCUCCAUUCACCCUGAUAGUGAACAUUGUCUUACUCUAUAUUGUGGGUUAUUUAAAGUGUGAUAUAAAGACCACGUUCGGAAUAAUUGAAUCUGUAGCUAGAUCAUCUGUACCAUUACCAAGUUACUUAUAUUAAUUAGUGGCUAUUAACUUUGAGAUGAAAACUGUGAUUUGCUUCAUAAGUUGAUAACUGACAACCUGCAAGGAACCUACAGCUGACAACCCUCAAGGUGUGCCAUCCUUUGGGAGAAGACGCGGAACGGAAGAGGCAGCCCCAUUGUUUUCAAGAUCAUCUCCUUGAUGCAUGCCAUGAUACCCAUGCGCUGUUGGAUAGUCAUCGCCCUGAUAUCCGGGGCAUUGAUGGCAUCCCUGACAUCCCUAGCGAUUGCAGAGUCUGCGAAAGUGAUGAACAAGUGGAAACGAACUGGAAUUUUGGUUGGUGGCUCGGCGGACGCGUCCAACCCAACAAGAAGUGCAAGAAUUGGAUGUGGAAACAUUUAUUACCUCAUUCCAGGCGAGGAUCGUAUUGUCAGAAGUAUUAACGGCAAAGGUGAAAUUUUCUGUAGAACGAAAUUCACUAGUGAAAACUCCAGAGUAGGAAUUUUUUGUCCCAAGUUCCUUCUUCACAAGAGAGGGUGCAGCAUGGAGUCCAUGAAGAUUACCGGGGGAAAGAGGAAAAAAAGAUACUGUGCGAAAGACGUACCUGAUAUGAUUUCUACCGGGAAGUCCCUGGCAAUUUAUUAUAAACGGAAGAAGUGUCGACAAAGAAAGUGCAGAAACGGUUUUGUAUGUCGCGUUUAUGCUCUGCAGGCAACACCCGCACCUCCAGAGGAAGUUUCUCCAGAUUCAAGUCCCAAACUGCCUGAGCCUUCCUUACCUCCUUUGACUGGAGUACCGCCGUCUGAUCGACUCUUGUGCAGCGAGUGUGGAUGGACUGAGAGACUCAGCCAGGGUAUCCAAAAAAAAAUCCGUUUUGCAACUGAUAAACGGAAGAGGAAGAGGAAGCAAAAGAAGAGCGAGACCGGACCUAACAAGAAGAAAAGAAAACAAGUGAAAAUGAAAACUGUGAAAACAACAGAACCAGAAAAGCAAACACUUCAGGAGACAGGGAUCGACAGACGCAGAAGACUGACUACUCAAGAGAAAGGCGAAGGCAGGAAAGACAAGUCCCUUGAUAACAGAAUCGUCGGAGGGAUCGAGGCUCUCCCAGGAGAAUACCCUUGGGCAGUGGUCUUCAUGAAGGCCACUCAAAACGGCAGUGUGUCCGGCUUUUGCGGUGGAAGCCUCGUCUCUUCUUCCUGGAUCAUAUCUGCUGCACAUUGCUUUAAUUAUGUGGCCAACCCGUUGGAUGUGUUGGUGAUGUUAGGUAGAUGCGACCUUCCAGACAGCAGCGAGGGACUGUUGAAGAUAGUAGAGGUCAUCAUUCAUCCAGAAUUCAGCCCCCGGAGUGAUUUUAGUAACGACCUGUCUUUGGUGAAGUUAGAAAAACCAGUCGGUUUCACUUCCAGCAUCAUACCAAUCUGCUUAGCGACACUAGAAGACGACCCUCUUCCUUCCAACGCAACAGUUGUCGUUGGCUGGGGGCACACACAGAGUGGUGGAUCUUGGUCGAGGAAGCUCCAAUCAGUGUCAGUGGCAGCCAUUUCUUUAGAAGAGUGCCAAACACUCUAUGAGGGUACUUUUGUCAUCACACCAGUCAUGUUGUGUGCUUACUCCCCCGGAAAAGAUGCUUGCCAGGGUGACAGCGGAGGCGGUUUGGUCAGGCUUGCUUCCGAUGGCCGCUGGGUAUUAGUAGGCAUCGUAAGCUUCGGUAAAGGAUGCGCAGAAGACAACGCCCCUGGAGUGUACGCCCGGGUAUCCUCCUUUAAUUCGUGGAUUUCGGAGAUAACGAGUUCAUAAGAAAUGAUGUUUCGGUUUACAGGAAUCCAACAUUCUUCAUCAAGCAGCCAGCGGUCUCAGAAGAACGAAGUGGAUGCCUGUUUCCAUAACUAGGAUUUAAAAUCUCUUUAUUUGGUGAUAUUAAGUUGGAACCCAUAAAACUAGGAAGGAACUUGUAUUUGUAAUUAUGACCCUCAAGCUUUCAAACCUGACCUUAUACAUAAGUUCCGGAUGAGGAUACCGAAGUACUGCUUUAUCUGCCAUACUUCUGUGUUUUUGUUUAUCGUGAAAACUGAUGUUUAAUUUACUGAUAGAGCUCGGCAUUUUGAAAACGAGAUUUGACGAUGACUUGUGAAAUAUAUUGCAUUGCUGUAAUACAAAAGGUAGAAUUUAGUUAGAAACCAUUUGACAGAAAAUAGGUAAAUCAUGUGAAAAUGUGUUCUGCAAUAUCUUAAUUAGUUGCCUUAAUAAAGUUGCUGUACUUAUAUUUCAUGGCAGCUUUAUAGGAAAUACCCAGGGAGGAGACUACGUAAUGUCGCCAUGUUGGCAGUGGUAGAUGCCGUCAACUCCUCAGAAAACGUGAAAACAACAGACACAACAGGAUCAGCAAUCCCAACAAGAUGAUUUGCGAUCAGUGAAACUCGAGGAUAAGAAGUGGGCUGUCGACCAGAUUUCCUUCAGAGCUAGAUGAAGAUAAGAGGACAAAUUAAACUUGUUCGCUGUGGCAAGUGGAGACAGUUUUAUCAUCUUGAUAAACACUCCAAUCAAACGAAAGCGAGAUAAUUAUACUUAUCAGGUGAAGUAAAUCUAGAACUUUUGACGGACGCUUGGUUUCUUAAUUCGUCGUCAUUAUCGUUCAAGUUGUACGUCAAGUUUUCCCUGUACAAGAUUGAACAUCUGACAGAUUUUCUCCAUUCUAUUCAGUCUUACAGAUUUUGUGUUGCUUUCAAGAGGAUUGGAGGAUAUUAGAAUAUCCUUGGAAAGUGCACAUGUUUAAAUUGAACAAGCUAUUAGGCUAAGGCCUUAUUUCUCGUGCUCUUUAAAGAUCAAGGUACAUUACCUGGCAUAGUAUUAUAAGGAUAUCCGCCUAGAAAUCAUACUGCUACAGUGCCUAGUUCAUGUGCCACCCGAAAGAACAAUGAAAACAAUCUCAGAAUCAACUCCAGACAUAAUCAGUCAUUAAUAUCUUAUAUGUUAUGAGAAAAAUAAGGUGAAAUCAUUGGUAAAGUCAGUGAUUGGUGAAUCUUGGAAGGAUUUACAGUUGUCUUUUCUAGAAACCAAAAUCUAGAGGUUUUGCAGUUGCACACCGAUUUUCCUGCUGCCUGAUGAUUUUAUAGUUUGCCAACGAACACUUUGCAACCACUGCCUGCGAGAAAUGGGAUAUCUUUACUUUCGUUCUCUUUCGUCCUUGUAUUCAAUCAGUGGUUGCUCAGUAUCACUUAUAUAUCUGUUGAAGCCGGCGAAAAGAAUAUUACAUAAUUCUUAGAUCUAAAUACCUUAUUGUAUGUCGUGCCAUUACGUGAGAAAGUUAGUCAUCCUUAGUUAUUAAUUUGCGAGGUAGAGGAGAUUUCCGGAGACUGUCCCAAAGACUUCAUCUCAUCUCGGCUUAUUAUUAUUAUUAUUAUU